AUGGAGGACGUCGCGGAGAAGAAUGCUCGGCAGGCGGAAUUGGACAGGGCAAAGGAAGCAGCGGAGGACAAGCAGGCGGUAGCGGGGUCCAGAUCGCUGUUGGGCAUGGGCUGGAACGCGGCGUGGUUCACAUUACAGACAUCCAAGGACAUUGCAGUGGGGUUGUACCACGGAGGAGAUUAUGUGCGAAGCAUCUUGUAUCCGCCAGAAGACAAACAGAAGAAGGACAAGUAG
Messenger RNA from Phytophthora nicotianae INRA-310, 234 nucleotides. RefSeq lists its product as hypothetical. The record is from RefSeq and is a predicted model, not a curated record. Bases 1 to 234 code for a protein of 77 amino acids. Lineage: Eukaryota; Oomycota; Peronosporomycetes; Peronosporales; Peronosporaceae. The transcript has a single exon.